This is a messenger RNA of Capsicum annuum, 1721 nucleotides long. Its product is annotated as peptide chain release factor APG3, chloroplastic. Lineage: Eukaryota; Viridiplantae; Streptophyta; Magnoliopsida; Solanales; Solanaceae. The record is from RefSeq and is a predicted model, not a curated record. Gene Ontology annotation, biological process: thylakoid membrane organization; plastid translation; chloroplast organization. Gene Ontology annotation, cellular component: chloroplast. Gene Ontology annotation, molecular function: translation release factor activity, codon specific. The transcript is spliced from 15 exons. Bases 163 to 1395 code for a protein of 410 amino acids.
CACAAUCAAUACUUGGGCUGUGGGCUACUGGACUCCCUUUGUCUCCUAUAAGUCUGUGCAGGUCCAAAUAUCCAUUUCCUCUACGCUAUAUUCCCGGGUUUCUCUCCAAGGAACUCUGUUAUCCAUUCAAUCUUACACAGCGCCAAAGUGUUCCAACACACCAUGAAUACUACUCUAGCUAAUACAGGCUUCGCCGUCGCCGGAAUCUCCACCGCCUCUUCAAUACGACGACGUUGUGGAGGACGAUCAGCUUUCAUUCUACCUCCCUCCAACCGAAGAAGAAUCAUCUGCAUGGCGGAACCUUAUCUGAUUACAAAACUUGAAUCAGCUGAGAAAACAUGGAAAGAAUUGUCGGUUAAGCUUGCUGAUCCAGAUGUUGUCUCAAAUCCAAGUGAAUAUCAGAAGCUGGCACAGUCAAUGUCAGAGCUUGAUGAAGUCGUGUUAAUAUACAGGAAAUUCAAGGAUUGUGAGAAGCAAUUGGAAGAAGCAAAAGCAUUAGCUAAAGAAGCUGGCACUGACGAGGACAUGGCUGAGAUGGUAGCUUCUGAGAUUGAAUCCUUGACAGAACAAAUCAAAGAGCUAGAGCAGAAGUUUAAGUUAAUGCUCCUUCCAAGUGACCCUCUUGAUGCUAGGAAUAUAAUGCUUGAAGUCAGGGCAGGUGCUGGUGGGGAUGAGGCUGGAAUUUGGGCUGGUGAUCUUGUGCGUAUGUAUCAGAAGUACAGUGAACGGAACUCUUGGAAGUUUGCUCCAAUCUCUUGUUCCGAGGCCGAAAAAGGAGGAUUUAAAACAUAUGUGAUGGAGAUCAAAGGCAACCGAGUCUAUAGUAAAUUGAAAUAUGAAUCUGGUGUUCAUCGAGUUCAACGCGUACCGCUAACAGAAACUCAAGGCCGUGUUCACACUUCGACUGCAACAGUUGCUAUCAUGCCAGAGGCUGAUGAAGUUGAUGUGGAAAUCGACCCAAAGGAUAUAGAACUAACAACAGCGCGUUCUGGCGGUGCUGGAGGGCAGAAUGUUAACAAGGUAGAGACAGCAGUUGAUCUUUACCAUAAGCCAACGGGAAUUAGAAUAUUUUGUACUGAAGAAAGGAGUCAGCUUAAAAACAAGAAUCGUGCUUUCCAACUAUUGAGAGCAAAAUUGUAUGAGAUUAAGGUUAGGGAGCAGCAAGAGUUGAUAAGAAAUCAGAGAAAAUCACAGGUAGGUACUGGUGCUCGGUCAGAAAAAAUUCGGACAUACAACUACAAGGACAAUAGGGUGACUGAUCAUCGGCUAAAAAUGAACUUUCCGCUUAUGACGUUUCUUGAGGGUGACAUUGAGACGGCUGUUCAGUCUUGUGCUACUUUGGAGCAACAAGAGUUGCUGCAAGAACUUGCUGAAUCUACCAGUGCACCUGCUUGACAAAUUUGAGACCUUUGUUUCGUAAGAAGUUCCAUUUCUUCCUUCGUGGAACACCUCUCGCAUAAAUCCCCGAUAAAUCCGCGAAUCAGCAUUGUUUAAAUGCACUGUAAGAUAUCAUUCUCGAUAGUAUAUUUGUCAAUUUAGGAUUACUACAAAAGAAUGAGGAAAUCUAGUGUGCCAAUCGGGAGCUCUCUAAGAUCGCCAGUCUAGGAACUUAGCUUCUAAAUGUUACAGAACAUUUCAACAAGAAGUUUCGUUAUUGAAAAUUAAUGUAUCAUUGUGCAUAUUUUUCUCAUCAAUUUGAAAAUCAAUAUAUUGCUUGUGCA